This is a messenger RNA of Orbilia oligospora ATCC 24927, 486 nucleotides long. RefSeq lists its product as uncharacterized. The record is from RefSeq and is a predicted model, not a curated record. The coding region runs from base 1 to 486 and encodes 161 amino acids. The transcript has 2 exons. NCBI's taxonomy places the organism in Eukaryota, Fungi, Ascomycota, Orbiliomycetes, Orbiliales, Orbiliaceae.
AUGUCAACGUCACAGCACGUGAGCGCUGCCCCUCCGCGAGUUCCAGCGCCUGAAAGGGGCCCAGGAGAAAAGCUUACGGAUAGAAAGGUGAGACAUGCCUUCGAGGAUCCGUACUGGGACUGGGAACUCUAUGGCUUCAAGGCCGUCCUGAAACAACACAAGAGGCGAUGCAAAAAUAUCCUUUUGCAACUGACUGAGAGCUCAUUACCGGUACCUCCAUUGAUCGGGAAGUUCGCAGAACUCGGCGAGAAAGUGCAGGGCCAGGUGCUGGACUGGUUAGUUGCGGAUAUCAAAUUGUCACAGCCUAAACUACGGGAUAUCAUGCUAGCAAUGAUCUUGGCGACAUCUACUGAUGGGAACAAUUGGUUUGUCGCAUACAUAUUUGACAAGCAAGUGGAAAACCUUAAGCGAAACAAACCAAGGCGCCGGCAAUCUGAGCGUGUUCAUGAAAGUGCUGAAACUAAUACGACGGAGUCACACACCUGA